Tilletiopsis washingtonensis is the source of this 1491-nucleotide messenger RNA. RefSeq lists its product as hypothetical. The transcript is spliced from 7 exons. The coding region runs from base 1 to 1491 and encodes 496 amino acids. The record is from RefSeq and is a predicted model, not a curated record. NCBI's taxonomy places the organism in Eukaryota, Fungi, Basidiomycota, Exobasidiomycetes, Entylomatales.
AUGAAGCCCGACGCCGCCUGGCUUGACGAUGCACGCCUGCCGCUCACGUCGCGCACCGCCACGCGCGCCUUUGUGCUCGGCUACCUGCUCAACGCCGCCUUUGACGCCGUGCUGCCGGCCGUGCUGCGCAAGAUCUCGCCGCGCGAUGCGCUGCGACGCAUCUUCUCCUCGGCCAGCUCCUUCCGUGCUGGCUCGGCGCUGUUCUUCUACGCCGCCCUCUACCGCACGAUCCUGCAGCUCCUCUCGCAGCUCAAGCUUGCCCGCUCUGCCCCGCGCGACUCGGGCACCAAGGCACAGACACACCGUGCCCGCCUGCAGGCCCGGCUGUAUCGCUUCCUGCGCUCCCCGCUGCUUGCUCCCUUCGUUGCAGCCAGUCUCUCGACGCCGGCGCUGCUGCUUCUGCCCGCCAAUCCGUUCCCGCGCCAGAUGCUUGCGAUCGACUUUGCCAGCAAAGCGGCGGCGGCGGCGUACCAGGAGAGCCGGCGCUCCGGCAGCCGCAUCACGAGCUGGGUGCCGGCGUGGUGCGACUCGGCGCUACUGUACUGCGUCUCGAACGCGCAGCUGCUCUACGCCUACCUGCUCUACCCCGAGGCGUUUCCGGCCGGCUCUGCUGCUGAUGACCGGCCGCUGCAGCGCUCCUCGGCCUACCUGCCACCGCGCCCGCACGACCUGCCCGCCAGCAUCGAGUGGCCCAGCGGCCGUCAGGUCCUCGACGGCGUCGGCGAACUGACGAUUGCUCGGCCGACUGCCGCUCCGUACCCGAGCUUCGUCUCGCCCGUGCUCUCUUCGCUUCAGGGCAAGCCGCCGCCGGCGUCGCCGUAUGCCUCGCUCAACACGGUGCUGGACUAUGCGCCGGCCCACCCGGCACACUCGCGUCUGCUCUGUGCUGUGCUGCAUCCGAGAGAGCCGAGCUGCACACGCAACUUUCUCGGCUUCUUCAAGAAGGAGUGGCUCACCAGCGCCAAGUUCGUCGCUGCGUGGAUGGCUGCACUGCAGCUGCUCAGCUGGCGCAAGGUUGUCAAGGACCCAGAGACGGCGCUGUUCAAGUUCGGCAUGGCGGUGGUGCAGGGCGCGACGGUCAUCUCUGGCGGCAUCGGCACAGCGUGGGCGCUCAUCUGUGUGUUUCAGCACUGGCUGCCACGCACGCUGCUUCCGCGCGGCCGGUUCUUCCUCAACGGCUUCAUCGCCGGCCUCACGAUCUACCUCGUGCCUGCCGCACGCCGGCACCAGCUUGGCAUGUACGUCGGGCGCAUGUCGGCCAAGUCGACGUGGCAGAUUCUCGAGAAGGAGAAGCGCGUGCGUCCGGUGCCGCACGGCGAGGCACUGCUGCUGGCUGCGGCGCUGGCCACCAUGGCGGCCAUGUACGAGGCACGCCCCGAGGCGCUCACGGGCUACUUGCGGCUGGCGACCAGCAAGCUCGUCGGACCACGACAGGGCGCGCCCACGGUUGCGGCGGCGGCUGUGACGGCGGAGAAGGAGAAGGCGGCGUAG